Molecule: messenger RNA, 462 nt
Organism: Zasmidium cellare ATCC 36951
Lineage: Eukaryota; Fungi; Ascomycota; Dothideomycetes; Mycosphaerellales; Mycosphaerellaceae
Exons: 2
Coding region: 1-462 (153 amino acids)
Source: RefSeq, a predicted model, not a curated record
AUGGCGACAAGAUCCGUCCCCAACCUUUCGCUCGAAGCAGCGCAAAUAGCCGCUCAGGCGGCGCAAGAGAAGGCGAGGUCGAUGGGUAUUGAUUUCAAUAUCGCCCUCGUUGACGCCUCGCUCUACCUCCUCCACUUCGUCCGCAUGCCGAACGCGAAGCUCACAUCCAUCGAUAUCGCCGUUAACAAGGCUUUCACAGCCGCGGGUCACAGAGUGCCUACUUCGACCUACACUACGCAAACGAAGAACUUCUUACCUGGCGGACCGGGAUACAGCAUUCACAAUAGCAACGGUGGGAGGUUCACGUUGAUUGGAGGCGGAGUGCCGAUCGAAAUCGAGGGAACUGUUGUUGGUGCCAUUGGUGUCAGUACAGGGACGCCUGCACAGGAUACGGAAGUUGCGACAGCGGGAGUGGAUGCUGUAUAUGCUUGGCUGAGAAAGAAGCAGGGUUCGAAGCUAUGA